CACUGCACAAUGGUGCUUUCAACCUAAUUUUCUCUCUACAAAUCCACGCAAAAAGCAAAAUGCAAAUCACACUCAUCAAACAUCCAUUUUCCAAUCCAACAAUCAACCAACCAUAAAACUCCAACUAUACUAAAAACAAACUAAAUAUAAAAAAAAAUAAAAAAAUAAAAAGUUCGUACCACUACUACUAAUAUACGACGCACAAGAAACAAGAAAAUGUCCCUCAUUAAAAAUCACACGGCAUUUUCAUAUGGGGUUGGACCCCAUCAACCCCACCCCUAAUUAAAUCAUUAAAAUUUUCCUUCAGUCCACUUCGGACCACACACACUCGCUUCCCAGUCUGCCCUUGUUCUCUCUCUUCUCUGUCUUGUUUUCGUCCAGGGGUAACCAUGGUUUCGUGCGCGAGCGACACGGCUCGAACCCUCAGCUGCAGGGACGGAGCAGCAGCGAAUCACCUUAAGCUCAUCUCACUUUUAGUAAUCUUUUUCACCAGUAUCAUCGGCAUAUCUUCCCCUGUCCUCUUGGCACGUUAUUUCCAUGGCAAACCUGUUUACGACAAGGCAAUUUUAAUAAUCAAGUGUUUCGCUGCUGGAGUCAUCCUUUCAACCUCCUUGGUCCACGUCCUCCCCGAUGCGUUCAUCGCCCUAUCCGACUGCCAAGUCGCGUCUCGUCAUCCGUGGAAAGAUUUCCCUUUUGCCGGGCUCGUGACUUUAGUCGGGGCUCUGCUGGCUCUCUUGGUGGACUUAACGGCUAGCUCACACGUGGAGCACAGUCAUAAGCCGAGUGGAGAUUAUUUGCCGGUGGGAACACAGGAUGGAACGGUGGCAAAGAAAGUGGGGAAUAAUAAUUUGACGAACGAGGAAUUAGUUAAGCUAAAGCAAAAGUUGGUUUCGCAGGUUUUGGAGAUUGGGAUAAUUUUUCACUCGGUGAUAAUCGGUGUGACGAUGGGGAUGUCUCAAAAUCAGUGUACGAUCAGACCACUGGUUGCUGCACUCGCGUUUCACCAAAUCUUUGAAGGCAUGGGCCUUGGUGGCUGCAUUGCUCAGGCCGGUUUCAGCAUGGGAACAGUGGUAUACAUGUGCUUUAUGUUUUCAGUGACGACCCCAAUGGGAAUAGUGUUGGGAAUGAUAGUAUUUUCAGUAACGGGAUACGACGACAGUAGCCCUAGUGCCUUGAUAAUGGAAGGUCUGUUGGGUUCGCUUUCAUCGGGUAUUCUCAUUUACAUGGCUUUGGUUGAUCUCAUUGCCGUCGAUUUCUUCCAUAACAAAUUGAUGGGUUCACAAACGUGGUUGAAGAAGGCUUCCUUCAUUGCCCUAGCUCUUGGCUCUACUUCUAUGUCUAUCCUUGCACUUUGGGCUUGAAGUUACUGCAAUUAAGGACGCUGCUCUGCUGCACCAAAUUAGACUCUGAAGCGGAUGCUUUGAUGCAAAAAUGUAAAAUAAUGCAAUAGUCUUGCAAACUGCAGCUGACUCCAUUGUCUGGAUACUCCAUCAGAAAAAUGUUUUACAGGAUUCUGCACGCAUGCAUGUGCGAAAGAAAUUGUCAUAAAGAAUUAAAUAUACAUUUAUUUGAUUGAAGUGUAAAACGUAUUGGUUCGAUUCACCCGUCUAGAACAAGAUCCAUCACGAAUAAUUUUCACAGGCUAGAGCCUGAAUUCUCCAAAUAAUGAAGAGAG
This is a messenger RNA of Durio zibethinus, 1675 nucleotides long. RefSeq names its product zinc transporter 6, chloroplastic-like. Gene Ontology annotation, molecular function: zinc ion transmembrane transporter activity. Gene Ontology annotation, cellular component: plasma membrane. Gene Ontology annotation, biological process: zinc ion transmembrane transport. The record is from RefSeq and is a predicted model, not a curated record. NCBI's taxonomy places the organism in Eukaryota, Viridiplantae, Streptophyta, Magnoliopsida, Malvales, Malvaceae.